Messenger RNA from Hansenula ciferrii, 1410 nucleotides. It is a transcript of the gene CIT2, whose product is annotated as citrate (Si)-synthase CIT2. Gene Ontology annotation, cellular component: mitochondrial matrix. Lineage: Eukaryota; Fungi; Ascomycota; Saccharomycetes; Phaffomycetales; Wickerhamomycetaceae. The record is from RefSeq and is a predicted model, not a curated record. Gene Ontology annotation, biological process: tricarboxylic acid cycle; carbohydrate metabolic process; citrate metabolic process. Bases 1 to 1410 code for a protein of 469 amino acids. The transcript has a single exon.
AUGUCUUUACGUUUUGCAUCUCAAACUCUUAGAUCAAAUUCUUUAUUGAAAAAAAAUUCAAUUCUUUUAGCUACAAGAUCUUAUUCUUCUGGUGAAAAAACUCUUAAACAAAGAUUUGCUGAAUUAAUUCCUGAAAAAGUUGAUCAAAUUAAACAAUUGAAAAAAGAUUAUGGUUCAACUGUUAUUGGUGAAUUAACUCUUGAUCAAGCCUAUGGUGGUAUGAGAGGUAUUAAAGGUUUAGUUUGGGAAGGUUCUGUUUUGGAUCCAGUUGAAGGUAUUAGAUUUAGAGGUCGUACUAUUCCAGAUAUUCAAAAAGAAUUACCAAAAGCUGAAGGUGGUUCUGAACCUUUACCAGAAGCUUUAUUUUGGUUAUUAUUAACUGGUGAAGUUCCAACUGAAUCUCAAGUUAAAACUUUAAGUGCUGAAUUAGCUGCAAGAUCUCAAUUACCAAAACAUGUUGAAGAAUUAAUUGAUAGAUCUCCAUCUCAUUUACAUCCAAUGGCUCAAUUUUCAAUUGCUGUUACUGCAUUAGAAUCUGAAUCUCAAUUUGCUAAAGCUUAUGCUUCAGGUGUCUCUAAAAAGGAUUAUUGGAAUUAUACUUAUGAAGAUUCUAUUGAAUUAUUAGCAAAAUUACCAAAUAUUGCUGCAAGAAUUUAUCAAAAUGUUUUCAAAGAUGGUAAAGUUCCAUCAAUUAAUAAAGAUUUAGAUUAUGGUGCUAAUUUAGCAAAUUUAUUAGGUUAUGGUUCAAAUCAAGAAUUUGUUGAAUUAAUUAGAUUAUAUUUAACAAUCCAUUCUGAUCAUGAAGGUGGUAAUGUUUCAGCUCAUACCACACAUUUAGUUGGUUCUGCUUUAUCUUCUCCAUUUUUAUCAUUAGCCGCAGGUUUAAAUGGUCUUGCAGGUCCAUUACAUGGUCGUGCUAAUCAAGAAGUUUUAGAAUGGUUAUUUAAAUUAAAAGAUGAUGUUAAAGGUGAUUUCUCAAAAGAAUCUAUUGAAAAAUAUUUAUGGGAUACUUUAAAUGCUGGUAGAGUUGUUCCAGGUUAUGGUCAUGCAGUUUUAAGAAAAACAGAUCCAAGAUAUACAGCUCAAAGAGAAUUUGCCUUAAAACAUUUACCAGAUUUUGAUUUAUUUAAAUUAGUUUCAACAAUUUAUGAAGUUGCACCAGAAGUUUUAUCAAAACAUGGUAAAACUAAAAAUCCAUGGCCAAAUGUUGAUUCACAUUCUGGUGUCUUAUUACAAUAUUAUGGUUUAACUGAAGAAUCAUUUUAUACUGUGUUAUUUGGUGUUUCAAGAGCUUUUGGUGUCUUACCACAAUUAAUUAUUGAUAGAGCUGUUGGUGCUCCAAUUGAAAGACCAAAAUCUUUCUCAACUGAAAAAUACAUUGAAUUAGUUAAAGGUUUAAGUAACAAAUAA